This is a messenger RNA of Ostreobium quekettii, 1008 nucleotides long. Lineage: Eukaryota; Viridiplantae; Chlorophyta; Ulvophyceae; Bryopsidales; Ostreobiaceae. The record is from the annotation of a GenBank genome assembly.
AUGGGCGCCACCGUCAGCCGCGCCGACGGCGGACCGCCCGUGUUCGCUGGCCUGGCGACGGGGCCGCACGCAGGAGGGCAGGUCGGGACGGGCGGCGGCAAGGCGCAGGAGCCGCCGUCCAGUGCUCAACAAUCACAGACCUCGAAGUAUUUCAAUCUGCCCUGUCCUGUGAAGUACGAGGAGUUAACCAAAGAGGUCUUCAUGGCCCUUCGACCAGAGACAUUUGAAGGCAUGAAGUUUGAGAUUGCGAAACCUCUCAACCCACAGUUCUUCUUGACGCACAGCAUCGCCAUGGGCAAUCUGGACAUUCCCACACAAAACCCCCGCCAGGUGUACAAGUGCCCAGUGUCGGCAUACGAAUUUGGAGCCACUGUGGUCACAAACAAGCUGCUCAUGGUUGGACGGAUAACAUCUGAGGCGCGGAUGAGUGGCCGAUUUAGGUAUGAAUUCAAUGACUGGAUUAGCCUCAACUGGCAAGCACAGUUGGCCAAUGAGCCAGAGAUGUCACAGCAAAUCUGUGAUAUCAACUUCAAGGGACGAGACUGGAAUGGCCUGAUUAAACUUGGGAGCAAUGGUUUCUUUGGUUUGAACUAUCUCCAAAGUGUCACGCCUGGUCUUGCUGCUGGUGGCGAGGUCUUCUACAUGGAUGAGCAGAGGCGAUCAGGAAUCGGACUGGCUGCCAGGCAUGUUGGGGACAAACACAUCGCCACGUGCCAGCUGUCAAACACUGGGCUGAUAUCGCUGUCCUACCUGCACAAAGUGGGAGAGAAGGCAUCCCUUGCUGCAGACCUGCUGUACAACUGGAACGUUCGGGAGGCAACUGCUACAGUGGGGUAUGACUACAUUUUCCAACGGGCAAGGGUGAGGGGCCGGAUCGACUCAAAUGGCUUGAUUGGUGCAUUCCUCGAAGAGCGCCUAAACCCAGGGGUCACUUUCAUUUUGUCAGGUGAGGUGGACCAUUGGAAAAAGGACUACAAAUUUGGUUUUGGUUUGCAAUUAGGGGAGUAG